GUUCGCUAACUUCGUCUGUUCGCUGCUAACACUGAUUAUUUGUUUACAUGAAGACAGGUUAACAACUGAGGUGCAAAUGAGUUGCAACGCAAUUAGUCCCUCGUGAUACUACGAACAAGUAAUGUUUCAAGACAAAAUUCUGGUUAGACACAAUAGAAGAUGUCUAGUGUCUUGGAAAAAACACUGAGUGGGCUGGUUCACAGCAUCCUUGGAGGAACCAACUCAAGUAACCCAGUCUCACAGACUUUCGGAAAUCCUUCAGGACUUAAAAAUGUCUCAUUUGGUCUUGUUAACUUCGUUGAGAAGCUUCAGAGUGCAAGAAGAAUUUCUAAACAGGAAGAACAGGAGUGUAUUGAACAUGAAAAUAGGGAAUGGGUGAAAGUUUUAUCCAGUCCAGGAAUUAGUAGUGCAGUUGUUGCUGAUUUGUUAUGCCGAGCACUGAUAGCAAGUGUGCGAGGGUAUGAUCUUCCUAAUCUGCAUAUACACGCUAUAAAGUUAACCCAGUGCCCUAUUGUUCUUCACAAAAAAAUAGGAUAUCUUUAUGUUAGCCAAAGCUUGGGCCCAGGUUCGGAACUAACAUUAUUGCUAGUCAACACUAUUCAACGGGACUUAACUGCACCAAAUGCUCUGCAGGUUGCUGCAGCUCUGGCCUCCUUUCCCACAGUUGUCACACCGGAUCUUACACCAUCUUUCAUAUGUUCUCUUACUCACUGUCUUGCACAUAAGCAGGUGUAUAUUCGACGAAGAGCUGCAGCAAUGGUUGGUGUUGUAGCUUCAAGAUGUGGAGAGCAACUGCAAGACAAUGCUGCUGAUCAAAUACCUCAUUUGCUUCACCUUCUUACUGACCAGGAUCCUGGUGUUGCAAUAGCUGCAAUCAAUUCCCUGUGCAAAAUUUAUAAAGAUUGCGGAUUGCAAAAGGCAGACCUUCGAGAGCAGGUUGCACAAAGUGCUUCGCAUUUAUUGACUCAGGCCUUGAAUGGUGCCCUUCCCAAAGAUUAUCAAGUAAAUGCACUUCCAGCUCCUUUUGUUCAAAUGCAGAUGUUAAGAGUAAUUCAGCAGAUAUCCAGCAAAGAUUGGCAGGUUCCUGCAUCGGUUAUAGAAGCAGUAGAAUCAGUCGUUGGCCAGCCUUGGGGUGGCAAAGAAGUAGCUCUUUAUUCUGUUCUCCUGGAGUGUGUAUUCACAAUUACUGCGCUUCCACAUCAUGAUGGCUUGAUUACCAGUGCACUGAAGGUUGUAUUAGGCUUUUUGAAAAGUACCAAUAUCGACCUGAAGUAUGUUGGGUUGAAAGCUUUAGCAAGUGUGUUUUCUGUACUCGAAGAGGCACUGACUCCCACUCACCUUGAGGCUGUACUUGACUGUUUGUAUCAUUCUAAUGCCAGCCUUCAGGCGAAAACCCUUUCUUUGCUAUGUGCAAUGGCAAAUCCUCAUAAUUACCAGGCAGUCUCUACCACUUUGCUAGAGUUUUCUACCAGAGUUCAGGACACCAGUAAACAAAAAAUAAUUUACGGAGAACUAUCCUCAAUAAUAACUCAAUAUUGUGAAGAUGUAGUUUGGUGCAUAGAGCUAUUAUCACCCUUGAUAAUGAAUAACAGUCUUCCUGACAGUCGCUUGUUAGAAUCUUUAGUCACUGUUUUUGAGAAAGGUUUUUCCAAAGAAAACAGCGUGAAUGGUGCCAUGAGUGCAUCUCAAGAGCUCCUACUAAAAAUAUUCAGCUUAAACCCGUUACCAAAGGCUUAUAUAAAUCUAAUAGCAUGUAUGCUCAACUUACAUUACGGUAAAGACCCAAAACAGGUAUCCAAGUACUUCACAGAUACUUUUGUAGAGAGAGUUAGAUUGAUGAAUUGCAUACAAGAAAAUAAUAGUGCCAUUUUGCAGUGCCUUAAAAACAUCGGGUUAUAUGAUGUAACAAUAUGUGCUGAUAUAGUUAAGAUGUUACAACCGUACACCCUGAAUUCAGACCUAAAGUUGCGAGAAAGUGUGCAGGAGGUAUGUACGUGGCUUUCAAAUUCUGAACUGAGUUUAAAAGUAAUCAGAAACAAAGAGAAAAUACUGAAUGGUGAAUUGUCAGUUGAUCUUACCCUUAGUUUUCUAGACAGCUAUGUUGUUGAAUCCCUUGAAAGUGGUGCUAGUCCUUUUAAGCCAUUCAGUGUUGUCAUGGCAAAUACUACAUGCUUUGAAGAUAAAGCCGUGACAGAUUUAAAUGAUACCCAGUGGAGCACUCCCACUGGAUCAGAAGAUGCACAGUCUUCUGCACCCUCCACAAGUACACAUCUCACCAGUGGAACUAGUCACAGCCAUAAUGUGCUAAUAAGAAGCACGAUUGCACCCAGCAAGAAAAUCUGGAGUGCUGAAGGGCGAGCUCGUUUGAAGUCAGAAGGUGAAACUUCGGUUCGGUCUCGUGUCGAUUCCACCUCCCAGUCAGUAGCACAGCAAGGAAACCUUCUCGGGCCAGAUGAUGACGAAGACGAAGUGACCGAAGGAAGCGUUGAAAUGGCAGACGAAGCUCAAGAGGACAAGGAUGCGUCUGCCAGUCAGCGAAUGCAUUUAACACAAGCACUGUUGUCUGGUCUGGGGAUGGCCAGAACUAAGUGAUUUAACAUAUUGUUAACAAGCUCUUAAACAUUGUGAUACUUUAAUUUAAAAUACUUUGAACAGUUCCUGGAUGGAAAUCAAUUGAGAAUGGAAAUAAGGCUGUAGUGUUUCUUUUUGGAUGAUGUUGAAGACUUGAAGUGUGCCAUGUCAUGUCAUGCCUAGAUUUAGAAGCCCAGUUAUACUGCCAUUGUCAAGUUCAUGUGAUAAGAAUUGAGUGUGUUAUAACUGGAGAACUUUUUUAUGAGCUGUACUUUGAAAACGGUAUUUUUAAAGCUGCUUUGAAUACCACAUAUCGUGACUUCUUAUAAUGCUUUUGCCAGUAAGUUUGCGUGGACAUGUGAUUUAUUUCUAAAUAGUUGAAUGGAUUGUGUUGUUUUUACUUAUUGUUGCUGUGUGACCUGGUUUGCCAGGUUGUCAAACAUUGUUUACCAUCAAUGGAAGUUUUUAUAUUUUGCAGUAUCACAUUUUCUACCAUUUAACACAACCUGUGUUACUGUACUUUGUUUUGCAGAUUCAUCCCUAUAGAAUCAGCACUGUUGAAAGAUUUGAAUCAUUGCCACUCAAAAUUGAGCCUACAUUGAUUGAAAAGUUGGUGUUCAAGAAGAAUUUAUUCUCGACCUCACUUAACAUCUCGAAACAAAUUAAUUUCUUUAAGAUUACCAGAUAACUUCUGCCGGCCAAGAAUCCACUGAUGC
This is a messenger RNA of Macrobrachium nipponense, 3287 nucleotides long. Its product is annotated as AP-4 complex subunit epsilon-1-like. Gene Ontology annotation, molecular function: cargo adaptor activity. The transcript is spliced from 11 exons. NCBI's taxonomy places the organism in Eukaryota, Metazoa, Arthropoda, Malacostraca, Decapoda, Palaemonidae. Gene Ontology annotation, biological process: vesicle-mediated transport; intracellular protein transport. The record is from RefSeq and is a predicted model, not a curated record. Gene Ontology annotation, cellular component: AP-4 adaptor complex; membrane coat. Bases 160 to 2592 code for a protein of 810 amino acids.